AUGACCAAAUUCCUUUCGACAGCUUUCCUCGCUAUCUUGGCUUUUGGGACACUUUCAGAGAUUCAAUCCGCCGUUCUUCCGGUAACAAAUACAGAAGUAGCUGUCUUAUCAUCUGAAACAAUUUCAAUAGACACUCUUGGAUCUUCGAGAGUGAAAAGAAACGGUGGUUGUGGAUGUUGUGGGUGUGGAUGUGGGUGUGCAUGUGGAGGUGGUGGAGGAUGUGGAUGUUGUUGCUGUAGACCGAAGUGCUGUUGUCGUCGUUGUUGUACCUGUUGUAGAACUUGUUGCUGUACUAGAUGUUGUACGUGUUGCCGACCAUGCUGCUGUGGAUGUGGCUGCGGAUGCGGAUGCUGUGGAUGUGGAAGAGGAGGACGGAAGCGUCGUUCUCUCCAGAAACUUCGAAUUGAUGAGGCCAAUCGUGCUCUUGGAAUCAAGAGAAUAUCAUCCAAGGCUCAAUGCUGA
Messenger RNA from Caenorhabditis briggsae, 462 nucleotides. The transcript is spliced from 3 exons. NCBI's taxonomy places the organism in Eukaryota, Metazoa, Nematoda, Chromadorea, Rhabditida, Rhabditidae. The coding region runs from base 1 to 462 and encodes 153 amino acids. The record is from RefSeq and is a predicted model, not a curated record.